AAUGCUGAUCCCUACCGUGCUAAAGGCGCUCAUGCUUGUCAACCUAAGGUUGCCUCCUUCGGCGGCAACGGACGAAGAGUUGCCGGUGCCUUUUAGCGAGUCCGCUGCCAUCGAAGGCUGUCAAUGCUGGGCACAUGGUUCCGAUUGCCGCUGCUUUGGCGACACCAUCACCGAGAUACCACAGGACCUCGGUGAUCACGUCGAAAAGCUAACCCUCGAAAAGGUGGCGUUGGAGAAGUUGAGAAAUGGUUCACUGGACCGAUACUCAAGUUUGCUCCGAGCACUUCAUUUGAAUUCCCUACUACGGCUGCACACUAUCGAGCCGGGAGCCUUCGACAGAUCCCUGGCCCUCCGUGAGAUUUCCAUCCAGAAAUCGAUCCUUCUCAAGUCUAUUCCCCAAGGAGUACUCAACGGACUUCCAAAACUCUCCAUAUUGAGGAUAACACAUUCCGGGCUGCUACAAGUGCCAUACAUGCACGAUUUGAAUCCGGUUACCUACAUCGGAAUGCUCAACCAAACUCUCUCAGGAGCAUUAUGCCAUCUACAGUUGUCCAAUAGCAGGGAUUUCGACAGCAACCGCAUUCAGGAAUUACCGCCAUCGUCCAUUAAGGUGAAGGCUGGAACAUUAAUUCUGAACCACAACGUCAUCAGCAUAAUACAUCCCCGGGCUUUCGAGGGAUCCAGAAUUGCAGAAGUGAGAUUACGAGGCAAUCGGAAGCUAACCGAAGUUGAUGGCGAAGCCUUCGUAGGACUUUCCAACCUCAGUCAUUUAGACCUUUCCGAAACAAGCCUGAACAGCCUGCCAACACUUGGCCUGGAGGCACUGGAAGAGCUCGACCUCCGAGACACGCCAACACUGCAAGAGUUCCCUUCAGUGUACCACUUCAAACUCAUCAAAGUGGCUCAACUGACCUACCCCUUCCACUGCUGCGCAUUCCAAUUUCCAGAAACCCAUAGCCCUCAAGAACAUCAUCGCUUCCAGAAGAGCUGCACCGAAGACUCGCUCUUGCAUGCACAUGAUAGAAACGUCGAAGAGGGUGUUGGACUUCUGCCGGGUUAUUUUCAAUUUGGCGAGGCACUUUCGGAUGCGCACAUACCUUGGGGUGAGGCAAACGCCACCACAGGUCUUGGACGAAGUAAUCGGACCGCAAGAAAGGCGUCACCAGAUUUCGGACCAAUAAGAGCUCCUUCUGAACUGCAAAUCGGUUCACGUGAACGCCCGAUGCAGGAACUGCAGGGCAUUGAGGGUACAUUUCAUCCAGAAGUUCAUCCCCAGGAGGAACAGUGGAUCACUUGUGGAAAACUGGCCAGCCGUCAAGUGCACUGCUUCCCAGCACCCGAUGCCUUCAACCCGUGCGAAGACGUCAUGGGCACACAGCUCCUUAGGGUUGCCGUCUGGUUUGUGGUUGUGGCUGCAGUCACUGGCAACUUAGCAGUAAUGCUAGUGCUAAUUAGUGGUCGAAUGAGUGUGUCCAAAUUCCUUAUGUGCAACCUGGCAUUCGCCGACCUCUGCAUGGGGGCGUACCUGCUUCUCAUCGCAGCUGUGGACCUUCAUACUAGCGGCCAAUACUUUAAUCAUGCCAUACUUUGGCAGAGCGGUUCUGGAUGCAAAAUUGCAGGAUUCCUGACAGUGUUCGCCUCCGAGUUAUCCAUUUACACGCUAACUGUCAUCACUUUGGAACGCUGGUACGCUAUCACGUAUGCCGUACACCUGAAUCGACGGCUCAAGCUCCGCAACGCGAUACGCAUCAUGGCUUUCGGAUGGCUGUACGCCUGCCUUGCAGCUGCUCUACCCUUGCUAGGAAUCAGUAGCUACAAGAAAACAUCCAUUUGCCUCCCUAUGGAAAACCGUAAAAUGGCAGACCUAAUUUACUUAAUCGCAUUGUUGUCUGUCAAUGGACUCGCUUUCCUGCUGAUCUGUGCCUGCUACGGCAAGAUGUACCAAGCCAUCACGGGUCAACGUCCACGCUCCCACUCCGGCAACAAAGAUACGUCUGUGGCAAAAAGAAUGGCUUUACUCGUCUUUACAGACUUUGCCUGUUGGGCUCCAGUCGCAUUUUUCGGCCUCACAGCAGUCGCUGGGUAUCCACUGAUCGACGUGCCAAAAUCCAAGAUUCUCUUGGUUUUCUUCUACCCACUUAACUCGUGUGCUAACCCUUUCUUGUACGCGAUUCUGACUAAGCAAUACCGUCGUGACCUUUCUAUGUUGCUGUCAAAACAUGGCGUCUGUACAGGCAGGAUGCUUAAGUAUACCUCCUCCUGUCACACGACACCAAGCAAUCGCCUUCUGCGAGGCAAGGAAAACAGCAGCACAUCACGACAGACGACUGAAGUCUCUGGAAGGAAGGGCUCGCCCCACCCGAUCAAAAAUAAUUUUACCAAAAUUGGACUGCGUGAAGAGCUCUUGCGCAGACAGUCUCUCCUGUGUGAGCAUCUCGACACCCCCAUUUAGGAAGACCGAUUACUUUUGACUGUGCUACAAAGUGUGUGUGUGAAUAUCAUGGUGUAUACUAUUUACAUUGAGGUGUCAGUCAGCGGACAACAUGCCCACAGAGAGGAAUUUGAUCAAAAGCGCAAUGUAACUUAUUUGUACCUACACAGUGUGUA
Molecule: messenger RNA, 2607 nt
Organism: Ornithodoros turicata
Lineage: Eukaryota; Metazoa; Arthropoda; Arachnida; Ixodida; Argasidae
Product: lutropin-choriogonadotropic hormone receptor-like
Exons: 13
Coding region: 2-2452 (816 amino acids)
Biological process (GO): hormone-mediated signaling pathway; activation of adenylate cyclase activity; adenylate cyclase-activating G protein-coupled receptor signaling pathway
Cellular component (GO): plasma membrane
Molecular function (GO): protein-hormone receptor activity; protein binding; G protein-coupled peptide receptor activity
Source: RefSeq, a predicted model, not a curated record